CAUCCUGACAAGCUUGUCUUGAGCACCUUCUGCCAUCGUGGUCUUUCCUUUCUUCUACUACGAGCUCAAAUUUACCACCAUAUACCACUUCUAUACUCUUUCGCGCAACUUGCGCCUUUCGCUUUUCAGCAUGCCUGGCUUGAAUGCGCAAGCGACAAAGCUGGCGGGGUACGAGUUUUACGAGAAGGUGUUAGGUAGCCCCAAGUAUAUUGUCGCACCUAUGGUGGAUCAGAGCGAGCUAGUAAGUUAUCAUGCUGGAUCCACCAUCUACCUUUCUGACAAAACUAGGCUUGGCGGAGGUUGUCUCGUAGAUAUGGCGGACAGUUAUCAGCUAGUAUAUACACCUAUGAUCAAUGCGAAGUUAUUUUCAGAGAACAAUCGCAAAGCGUUUCGAGAACAGCAGUUCAACACCGCCGAGGGUGAGGAAGGCAGCCCAGAAGAUCGGCCAUUGAUCGUUCAGUUCUGCGCCAAUGACCCAGAACAACUACUCACCUCGGCUAAGGUUGUUGAGCCAUUCUGUGACGCCAUCGAUAUCAACCUAGGCUGUCCGCAGGAUAUCGCGAGAAGAGGAUGUUACGGUUCAUUUUUACAGGAUGAGUGGGAUCUCAUUUACAGACUCGUAAACACCUUGCACAAGAACCUCUCGGUUCCUGUAACAGCCAAGUUCAGAGUCUUCCCAACUGUUGAAAAGACCGUUGAGUAUGCGAAGAUGUUGGAGAGUGCUGGUGCUCAGAUCCUAACUUGCCAUGGCCGAACGCGGGAUCAACGUGGACACAACACAGGUCUUGCUGACUGGGAGAAGAUCCGUGCAGUCAAGCAAGCCGUCUCAGUUCCCGUCUUCGCCAAUGGCAACAUCCUCUUCCACUCCGAUAUCGAACGCUGUCUUGAAGCGACAGGCGCAGACGCAGUCAUGUCCGCUGAAGGAAACCUGUAUAAUCCCGCCGUCUUUGCUCCCUCGUUGGCUUCCAUGCCCCCUCCCGUCCUUCCGCCGUCUGACCCGAAUACGCCGCACCCAAGGCAUUGGCAUAUUGCUACUGAUACGGGAUUGCACCCAGCACACACAACUCUUGCGCUGGAGUAUCUCUCGAUCGUGAAGUCUCUUAAGACCCCAACGUCGAACGGGGCGAUAAAAGCACACCUAUUCAAACUCUUCCGACCCGCUCUCUCGCGGGAGACAGACUUGAGGGACCGGCUAGGUAAGAUGCGCGUUGACAGGGGGAAAGAACGUGAGUGCGUAGAGAAAUGGGAAGAGGUUGUGAGGGAACUUGAUGCUAGGAUGAGGAGGGAUGCUAUGGAUGUGAACGACAAAACCAUCGACGAGUUGAUCACUAUCGACCCUGCAACGGGGUUGAAGAUCCUCCCCCAUUGGGUCGCACAACCUUACUUCCGUCCACUUCCACCUCCACCUGGAGGCCAAACCUUAAAGAAGAAAGAAAUCAAGUCCGAGUCUGCACCAGCAGAUUCUCCCAUGACAAACGUCAAUAUGCAAUCUGCAGCUACAGAGGAACCUCCUACAUCAAGCAAACGCACGACAUCGGAACGAAGUCCAGAACCGAAUGAUGAUGCCAGCAAGCGUAUAAAGCUCAACACCGAUUCGACAGACUCAGGCUAGGGCUCACCUCUCGCUAUCAUUACAUCUUUGCAUUGAAUACUUAAUAACUCCCGUCAGUCUUAUACCUGGCUAUUGUAUCCUUAACACUUCAUAGACGUACCUGACUUAAUCACAUGGACUUCCUGAUUCACGGCAUCCGUUCUCUCAGACAUAUAUCUUCGUUAAGAACUGUAUCCGUCCGUAUCUGAUAGGUUUUCCUUCUAAACUGCAUGACAACAAGGCACUAUACAUAGUAUACAUCUGGAUCGUAUGCUUCUAUCAGAAAUGUGGAGAUACACUACAAACCGCCGCCACCUAGUAUGUAUUCAAUCGCUGAAC
Molecule: messenger RNA, 1930 nt
Organism: Somion occarium
Lineage: Eukaryota; Fungi; Basidiomycota; Agaricomycetes; Polyporales; Cerrenaceae
Source: the annotation of a GenBank genome assembly